AUGGGGAAAAAGAAAAAUGCGACAAAACCGCUGACGCAAGAAGAAAUAUGGGAUGAUUCUGCGCUCGUCCGGACCUGGGACGAGGCUGUCGAGGAGUACAAGCUCUAUCAUAGCAUCCAUGCUAAGGGUGAGAAUGUUGAGGAUAUCCUGAGACAGGCGGAGGCGGGGGAAUCUGGGCAGAGGAUUGGUCCGGUUGAAGAGGAGCAGCCUGAAGAGCAGGAGCAGCAGAUGGAGACUAAUGAUGUUGAGGCUCCGGAGAUUGUUCCUGAUGAAGCUGGACGGGAUAUGCCAGAGGAAACUACAGAAUCGUAUCAACCUCCUGAAGCAAAUCCUAUUGCUGAGGCUGGAACUGGGACGGCUCCUGCUGCCGCACCCACGAUGCCUCAGCCAGUGUUAUCAUCAGUUCAAGAUGAAGGACUAAAGAACCUGAUGAUGUCCUGGUAUUAUGCCGGAUACUAUACGGGACUCUAUGAAGGCCAGCAGAAAGUGAACGCGAGCCGGAACGCAAACUCGUGA
This is a messenger RNA of Aspergillus chevalieri, 516 nucleotides long. RefSeq lists its product as uncharacterized. The record is from RefSeq and is a predicted model, not a curated record. NCBI's taxonomy places the organism in Eukaryota, Fungi, Ascomycota, Eurotiomycetes, Eurotiales, Aspergillaceae. The transcript is spliced from 4 exons. The coding region runs from base 1 to 516 and encodes 171 amino acids.